AUGGAUGGAACAGAAGGUCUGGGGAGUGAGGGAGUCCAGGAUGUUAAUGAGGCCUUGAUCAGGGUUCAUAUCCCUGCAGGACGUCUUUCUUCUUACUCAGAUAAGCUCCUUCAAGAAUCUCUUCUUCCCCAAAACAAGAGAAUUGAGGAUGAGGAGGGAAUGAUUGCAGGAUUCCAGGCAUGUUUGCUUCAGGAACCAGUGACAUUCAGGGAUGUCACCAUACACUUCACCCAAGAGGAGUGGAGCCAUCUGGAUCCUACUCAGAGAGACCUGUACCGACGUGUGAUGCUGGAGAACUACAAGAACCUCAUCUCUCUAAACUCCCUUAGUGAGAAGAUCUGGUUUGAAACCCUGAACUCAAGUUUGAUGAAAGACAAAUACCUAAGAGGAUCAUCCACGAAAACACUGUCAAAGAAAAGGUUACGGCUGUCCAAGAAGGGAGAAGCUGGGGGAUAUGAUGUCAAUCUAAAGAAAGAAAAGAUGAGCUGGGAAAGACCAUCAAGACAAGAGGAACCUAAGUGUAAAAAAUGGAAGAAGCCCUUCAGUUACCACUCAGACUUAAUUAAAUUUCUUAGAACAAAUGCUGGAGAAAAGCUUCACAAACACAAUGAAUGUGGGGAAGCCUUUUCCAGAAGAUCAGAUCUUAUUGGACGAAAGACAUUUCAUUCUGGCAAGAAACAUUACAAAUGUAAUAAAUAUGGAAAAGCCUUGAGCCAUAGGGGAAACUUGACUAAACAUAAGAGAACUUAUACUGGAGUGAAGCCCUUUCAAUGUAAUGAAUGUGGGAAAACCUUCCGUCAGAGGGGACAACUCAUUUAUCAUCAGAGAACUCAUACUGGAGAGAAACCCUUUGACUGUAUUGAAUGUGGGAAAGCCUUCAGCUGGAGGGCAAACCUUAUUAGACAUCAGAGAACUCAUACUGGACUCAAACCCUUUGAAUGUAAUGAUUGUCAGAAAGCCUUUAGCCAGAGAGGACAUCUCAUUUAUCAUCGAAGAAUACAUACUGGAGAAAAACCCUUUGAAUGUAGGGAAUGUGGGAAAGGCUUUAGCCGGAGGGCUAUCCUUAUUACCCAUCUGAGAACUCAUACUGGAGAGAGACCCUUUGCAUGUAAUCAAUGUGAGAAAGCAUUCAGUGAAAGGGCAAGCCUAAUUACUCAUCAGAGAAUUCAUACAGGAGAGAAACCUUUUGCAUGUAAUGAAUGUAGGAAAGGUUUUAGUCGAAAAGGACAACUUAUCACCCAUCAGAGAAGUCAUAGUGGAGUGAAACCUUUUGCAUGUAAUGAAUGUGGGAAAUCCUUCAGUGAAAGAAGAGGCCUUACUACUCAUCAGAGAACUUAUACUGGAGUGAAACCCUUUGAAUGUAAGGAAUGUAGGAAAGCCUUCAGUCAAAGGGGACACCUCAUUUAUCAUCAACGAAUUCAUACUGGAGAGAAACCUUUUUAUUGUAAUACAUGUGGAAAGGGCUUUAGCCAGAAGGGACAUCUUAUUAGACAUCAGAGAACACAUAUUGACAUGAAACUUUUAGAAUACAAUGACUAA
Messenger RNA from Gracilinanus agilis (Agile Gracile Mouse Opossum), 1539 nucleotides. Its product is annotated as zinc finger protein OZF-like. The transcript has 4 exons. Gene Ontology annotation, biological process: regulation of DNA-templated transcription. The coding region runs from base 1 to 1539 and encodes 512 amino acids. NCBI's taxonomy places the organism in Eukaryota, Metazoa, Chordata, Mammalia, Didelphimorphia, Didelphidae. The record is from RefSeq and is a predicted model, not a curated record.